Messenger RNA from Malus domestica (apple), 816 nucleotides. RefSeq lists its product as uncharacterized. NCBI's taxonomy places the organism in Eukaryota, Viridiplantae, Streptophyta, Magnoliopsida, Rosales, Rosaceae. The record is from RefSeq and is a predicted model, not a curated record.
AUGACAGAACCUAUUUGUUUUGGAACUGUUUCGCCCGAAAGGAAACUCCCUUCUAUAUCAUUGGUGGAUCCUUUCGAUGAAGUGCCAAAACAGAUACCAGAUUCAGGCAUAAAUCAACAUGAAGGGGCACCAGAACCACUACUCCCAGAAGAUGCGAUGGCCUGGUUAGAUGAGUUUAUGGGCCAAAUCGGGAGCAAGAAAGAAGACUUUCUAGAGCCUAGCAAUUUUCAUAUCAACAUGACGUAUGUGUUAUCCGCCAUGUUUAGUGUCGAGCCUGAUCAGCCCGCCACUAUGGAAGGUGACUAUUUGACAGCGGAGCCAAUGAUAGCCAUCCGCCCAAACAUAUUGCUAGCCAACCAUCUUAAGCCAAUAUAUGUUGCAGUUCAUUUGGAGGGGGUGCCCUUCAAAAGGGUUUUGAUUGAUGGUGGAGCGGCUGUUAACAUACUACCAGCCAAGCAAAUGAAGAAGAUGGGGAGAGGUGUAAAAGAUCUCAUUCCCACGGACCUCACGGUUUCAAGCUUCUCGGGCGCUAUCACCAAAACUCAUGGGAUGUUGCCCUUAGAAGUGGACUUGGGAUCCAAACAAAUCAUGCUGGCGUUCUUUGUGGAUUACACUUCCACCUAUAGAGCAUUACUCGGAAGGGACUGGAUCCAUCAAAGUCUCGCCAUACCCUCCACUCUACAUCAGCAAGUUACUGUUUACCAUGAGGCAAGGACGGAGGGACCAGGCUUUUGGGAGAUGGUGGAGGCCGAAUCACGACCAUUUCUCCCUACAGCCAAUGUUGUAGAGGCAAGUUUCUACAAUCCCAAUUUAUGA